AUGUCUUAUUUGUAUGGUAUAGAAUGCUGGGGUGGAUUUCAUUUCGUUGAGUAUACCAAGGAAUGGAUGCCAUUGAUUAAUUUAGCUAUUCCAGGCAUUUUAAUGACAGAAGCUGAAUAUGUCGCUUGUCAAAUAAUCAAUUUCUUAGCAGCAUCCAUGGAAACGAUUCUCAGCGCAGUCUAUAGCAUCUAA
Molecule: messenger RNA, 192 nt
Organism: Priceomyces carsonii
Lineage: Eukaryota; Fungi; Ascomycota; Pichiomycetes; Serinales; Debaryomycetaceae
Exons: 1
Coding region: 1-192 (63 amino acids)
Source: RefSeq, a predicted model, not a curated record